GCGCAUACUUCUUGCUGCUCGCAACCAACAACAACAGUACAGAACACAACAAAAUAGCAGAGUUCCGAGAAACAGUGCAGAAGAGAGUUGCCACCAUGGCCGCCGACGACGAUAUAACCCCUUUAGCCUCCCUCUCCCUCACCCACGUGUACUAUAACCCGACGGACCCGCUCUCCACCGCCUCCGCCUUCCUCUCCCUGCUGCCGCAGGCGCUGUGCGUCGUCUACGCGACGCUGCUCUGGUCGACGCGCGAGGCCGAGGUGCUGCUCAUGUUCCUGGGCCAGCUGGCCUGCGAGGCCAUCAACUUCGCCCUCAAGCGCCUGAUCAAGGAGGAGCGGCCGCCCCGGCUCGGCGUCGGCAAGGGCUACGGCAUGCCCAGCUCGCACGCGCAGUUCGCCGCCUUCUGGGCCGUCGCCCUCGCCCUGUUCCUGUGCGUGCGGCAUCGCCCGGCGAGGCUGGGCCCCCCGCGGCGGCCGCCGCGGCUCCGGCUCGGAGGGCGCGCCGUCGUGCCGCCUGGUAAGGGAGACCGGGCGGCGGCGACUGUCGCGGACGGGAACAGGAACGGGAACGGGAACGGGGACGCGGAGCCGAGAUUGAGCGACGUGCACCGGGCCUACGUUAGCGGGGGGCUCGCGGCGGCCAGCCGGUCGAUCGAGGCGUACUCGCACUCGCAUUGGACGAUGGCCCAGCGCGUCGUGGUGAGCGCCGGUGCGCUGCUCGUUGCCGGCCUGGUGGCGUGGAGCCGAGUGUAUCUGGGGUACCACACCGUGAGGCAGGUGGUGGCCGGCUCCGCGGCCGGCGCGGGGUGUGCGGCCGCCUGGUUUGCGGUGACGUAUCUGAUGAGGGAAACGGGAAUGGUCGCUUGGGCUCUUGAGCUGCCGCCGGCGAGGUGGUUCCGGAUGAGAGACCUGGUGGUCGAGGAAGAUUUGUGCCAGGCUGGGUGGGAAAAGUGGCAAGAGAAGCGGCAGCUGGCGCUGGAGAGGGAGCAAAGCAGGGAGAGGGUGAGAGAGAAGAAGGGGCAGUGAGGAUCCCGGUUAGAGCAGGUGGGAAACCAUUUGUGAAUGGGUUGGCAUGAGGGCUCAAAUGCAAGUAAUCUAUU
Molecule: messenger RNA, 1099 nt
Organism: Thermothelomyces thermophilus ATCC 42464
Lineage: Eukaryota; Fungi; Ascomycota; Sordariomycetes; Sordariales; Chaetomiaceae
Exons: 2
Coding region: 96-1025 (309 amino acids)
Biological process (GO): protein N-linked glycosylation; lipid biosynthetic process
Cellular component (GO): endoplasmic reticulum membrane; intracellular membrane-bounded organelle
Molecular function (GO): dolichyldiphosphatase activity
Source: RefSeq, a predicted model, not a curated record